Messenger RNA from Colletotrichum scovillei, 2666 nucleotides. RefSeq lists its product as uncharacterized. Gene Ontology annotation, cellular component: plasma membrane. Bases 769 to 2472 code for a protein of 567 amino acids. Gene Ontology annotation, molecular function: carbohydrate:proton symporter activity. The record is from RefSeq and is a predicted model, not a curated record. Gene Ontology annotation, biological process: transmembrane transport; carbohydrate transport. NCBI's taxonomy places the organism in Eukaryota, Fungi, Ascomycota, Sordariomycetes, Glomerellales, Glomerellaceae. The transcript has 4 exons.
AAAACGCACUUCGUCCACCAACGUCAUCCAGCCGUUGCUCAAUCUCACGAUUUUCUUCCACGCUGUGCCAGGGAACAAUCGACAGACCAUGUUAUCCCCGACCAACACUGUCACUGGUUUUCCUGGCCUGUUUCCACAAUUCCCAAGAAUCCAAUAAUGAUCAUCCCCAGAGCCGCAUUGGUAAUCUGGUGUACACUGACACUACGCAGAAGUACUGGACCAGGCCUCCAUAGUUCGCCCACACACACCCAAUGACAUCCGCCGAAUCUCCAUCUUCGUCCUCUCGGCUUCCUUCUCGUCUCUGAAGUCUCUUCUCUCUGCCUGACACCAGAAAAGAUGGGGAACGGGCCGAUUCCUUCAACCUGGAGACCCCGGGCCCCGGACGGCAACACCUCGGUGGCAUACGGUGGCACCGCCGUCCAUCCCAAGUCAUCGGGCACGCUCUCUGCAGUCUUUGGAGUGUGGUCUCUCUCGCACAUUGACUGACUCCAAGGCCUCGGUCCUCUCUUGACGUCACGCCCCUAGCCCACUGAGACUGGACGCCCCCAACUCUGCCCACCCAUUCAGCAGCAUAAGCGUACUGCGCUUGCGAGCGGCUCUCAAUCCUCGUCUCGUCUGUCGAUCGACGAAACAUUCAUAUAAUGCUGCCCGCCAUGUCCUCCUCACACACACCUCUUUCUGUCUCGGACGAACACCAUCAUUGGCACAUCUCUCCAUCAACUUCACCAAACAUCACUACCAACAACAAUACACAAAUCGUCGCCCAACAUGGGGUUCUCGACGAUUGAGUUCGACAAAUACAAUCCUGCCUCUGAGAAGGCAAGCGAUGCCCGUCAGGACCUCGCCCACCUCGACUACUCCCCGCUGAAGCGCAUCUCGGGGCGGUCAUGGGCCAUGGGUAUCCUCAUCUCCAUGGGUGGCAUGGUCUUCGGCUAUGACACGGGUCAGAUCUCCGGAUUUCUGGAGAUGCCCGACUUCCUCGACCGCUUCGGCGAGCACAAGGCCGACGGCUCCAUUAAGUUCAGCAACGUCCGCUCCGGUCUGAUCGUCGGUCUCCUCUCCAUCGGCACCCUGAUCGGUGCCUUAUGCGCUGCCCCCAUCGCCGACAAGUUUGGUCGCCGGUACUCCAUCUCCUUCUGGUGCCUCAUCACUUCCAUCGGUUUCGUCAUCCAAAUUGCCGCUGAAAGAGCAUGGGAGCAAAUCAUGGUUGGCCGCUUGGUCGCUGGUUUCGGUGUCGGUGCUCUCAGUCUCAUUGUUCCCAUGUUCCAGGCCGAGACCGCGCCGCCAUGGAUUCGCGGUGCCCUCGUUUGCGCCUACCAGCUUUUCAUCACCCUCGGCAUUUUCCUCGCCGCAUGCUUCAACUACGGAACUGUCACGCAUCUCGAAACUAGUUCAGGCUCCUGGCGCAUUGUCAUUGGUCUUGGUUGGCUCUGGACCAUCAUCCUCGGCGUUGGCAUUCUUGCCUUCCCCGAAACUCCCCGUUAUGACUACCGCAUGGGCAACAUUGAGCGUGCCAAGAACACCCUUUGCCGAGUUUACGGCGCUCCAGAGAACCACUACAGCAUCCACAUCCAACUCGAGGAGAUUGAGAGCAAGCUUCGAGCCGAAUCGCAGAUCAAGGGCAAUGCUGUCCAGGAGUUCUCUGGCAUGUUCAAAGCUCCAAAGAUGGCUCAGCGUAUUGCCUUGGGUUGUGGACUGCAAAUGCUCCAGCAACUAACCGGUGCCAAUUACUUCUUUUACUACGGAACCACCAUCUUCUCGUCUGUCAACAUCAACUCGUUCAUCACGCAGAUUAUUCUGAACGCCAUCAACUUUGGAACCACCUUCAUUGGUCUCUACAUUGUUGAACACUACGGUAGACGCAAGUCUCUGAUGGUCGGCUCCGGCUGGAUGUUUAUCUGCUUCUUGAUCUUUGCCUCCGUCGGUCACUUCAGCUUGGAUCGCGAGAACCCUCAAAACACUGUCGGCCCCGGCAUCGUGCUCAUCGUUUUCGCUUCCCUCUUCAUUUUGGGCUUUGCUACCACCUGGGGACCUAUGAUCUGGACCAUCCAAGCCGAACUCUUCCCCUCGAGAUACCGCGCCAAGGCCAUGUCGCUCUCCACCGCCAGCAACUGGAUCUGGAACUUCUUCAUCGGCUUCUUCUCUCCCUUCAUCACUGGCGCCAUUGACUUCCGAUAUGGUUACGUCUUUGCCGGAUGCAACCUCGUUGCUGGCUUCGUUGUCUACUUCUUCGUUAUCGAGGGUCAGGGACGCACUUUGGAGGAAAUUGACACCAUGUACUUGGAGGGCGUCAAGCCGUGGAAGAGCACCCAAUGGGUACCUCCCUCUGCUGAGGAGAUGCACCGCAUCCGCCAGAAGGCUGGAACAGACCUUGAUGCCAGCGUCAGCGACGGUGGCGUGCAGAGUGAGAAGGGAGAAGGCCUGCAGCCCAAGAGCGCCGUCGAUGGGACCUCUCACCAGGAGAGAGUCUAAUGCGAGGAGGACUAUGAUUCCCAACCAGGUCGAUCACGAUACGACUAUAACACGGUUGGCGAAGAUGAAGGGCCGGUGGAUCUAAUCUUUACAUCUAAUGAAUUUGCAUGGCACGGCGUUGAGGCAUUGGAAGCGGAGUAUACCGCUCACAUUAUGACGUUUACUGCAAUAUACCAAAAUCAAUUCAAUACAAC